This is a messenger RNA of Aspergillus steynii IBT 23096, 763 nucleotides long. RefSeq lists its product as uncharacterized. The coding region runs from base 149 to 613 and encodes 154 amino acids. The record is from RefSeq and is a predicted model, not a curated record. The transcript is spliced from 3 exons. NCBI's taxonomy places the organism in Eukaryota, Fungi, Ascomycota, Eurotiomycetes, Eurotiales, Aspergillaceae.
CGUAGCGCCGUGACAUACCCCGACACACAGAAUGAGCUGAUCAAGAUCGAUUUUCCCGGCGUCUCGCCUCGCCGGAGUCGUGGCGUUGGACUGAAAACUAUAGCUCAUCUGCACGAGCCCGACUAGGUCGCACGCGUGGUCGACGCUCAUGCGCCGAACGUCGUUGAUCGGCUGGAUCGAGCCGCCGUGGCGUGCGCCCCGGACGACGGCGGCGAUAGCGCGAACUAGUCCUGAAAACGAAUGGCAGGCGUACGCGCGGGCUCAGCACCGACAGCUUGGAACGUGUCUGAGCGUAAUUGUGAUAAAGAAAUUCAGCCGCACGGCUUUGUUGGUUUCGUGUGCCGCGCAGCAUCUCCUUGUCAUUGAGGGUGUUGCGUUGGCUCUCGAGGACAGCGUCGAAUGGGAUAUUCUUGGAUGUCUGAUUGCGGGAUAUGAGAUAUCAUAUCUCUCCGUGGUGACUAGGUUCAUAUCGAAGUUGGUUGGCUUAUACAAUGAGGUCUAUUAUUCAAGACAAAGUAGGCUCCUCGAAAACUCAUUUGACCAAAAACUUCUUUUGGCAAGAUAUGAAUGUUGUCAAGAGGGUCGUUUCAGGGGCCUAGUCAUUUAUGAAUAGCACAAGCGUUCUGCGUAAAUAAAACUAAUGAGUCCUGAGCUUUGUAUGUCCAUCGUCUCUUAUCAAUGCAUGUUUGUCUUUACCUGAUCUCUCGGCGACCGUAGUUGAGCUCUGUCACUUCUCUAGGUUCUCUCUAUAGUUCUCUCCCUC